GACUGCCAUUUUUUUAUGACCGGCACCUGUCGCAACGGUGACCAAUGUCCGUUCAGGCACAGCGAAGGCGCACGCGCCACGCAAGAAAUCUGCGCAGCAUUCAAGCAAACAGGAAAAUGUUCUCAGCCAGACUGCGGCAAACGGCACAUAACAGAGCCCAGCGCCCGGCCGGCCAAAACACCGAGCGAAGUGCCGUGCAGAUACGAGGAAGCCGGCGGAAAAUGUACCCGGACCGAUUGCAUUUACAAACAUGCGGCUAAA
Messenger RNA from Kickxella alabastrina, 261 nucleotides. RefSeq lists its product as uncharacterized. The record is from RefSeq and is a predicted model, not a curated record. The annotation marks the transcript as partial. Gene Ontology annotation, molecular function: metal ion binding. NCBI's taxonomy places the organism in Eukaryota, Fungi, Kickxellomycota, Kickxellomycetes, Kickxellales, Kickxellaceae. The transcript has a single exon.